This is a messenger RNA of Ipomoea nil (Japanese morning glory), 3886 nucleotides long. RefSeq lists its product as uncharacterized. NCBI's taxonomy places the organism in Eukaryota, Viridiplantae, Streptophyta, Magnoliopsida, Solanales, Convolvulaceae. The coding region runs from base 1252 to 3696 and encodes 814 amino acids. The transcript has 10 exons. Gene Ontology annotation, molecular function: protein binding. The record is from RefSeq and is a predicted model, not a curated record.
ACCGAUCAAAACUCCGUCAAAUCGUCGUUUUAGAAUAUGGGAAAGAGAAAAGAGCGCCGGCUCGCCGCCAUGAGCGCCUCCAGUCGCAGAGUAAAGCUUGACCUCUUCGCGGAACCCUCUGGAGAUUUGGGUGGCUCUUCUCAAGAUGGAGUUGGAGGGGAUGAAGCUUCCAAAAAUCAAGCUGAGCUACCCAAUUCACCAUCAUCUUCAGGUGGGUUCUGUGAGUUUUCUUCAAAAGGACAUCUUUGUAGAGAAGACAUGAUGUGACCGCAUAAUAUUGGUGGAAAUUAUUGAUUUUCUUUGUACAAGACAUGUUGUUUGUUCCACAAAAGAUUAUGUUUUCAGUCUGUAACCAGGCUGUGGUAUUGGGAACUUUCAAUUGGCCAUCAGUAUACAUCAAGGCCCUGCCACAGUGAAUAUUGAAUAACUUCUUACCUUUCAUGUCCUUCUAUGGCGGCAUCAAAGGCUUGUGGAGAUAAAAUGAAGAGUAUUUUCUCCUCUCGGUCUUCAACAAGAGAAUCCUCUAAUGUUGCUUGGGCAGUAUAGUGAUGAUGAGUUGGAUGAGGGUUCAAGUGAAGGACCUAUACGUGCUGGCUCAGAGGACUCCUCAGUUGCCCAUGAUGACCAGGUAAAAUAGACAAGUAGUCUAUGCUGUAGUAGUUGUUCACUGAACGGAGCAGAGACAGACUGAUUGUGAGGUUGUCAUAGGUGCUAGUCCUUUCAUAUUCUAUUUCAUAUGAGGGGCAUAAGGCAUUGAUGGGAGUACUUUUUAGUGGGUGAAUGGAUUGGGACUUCAUUUCAUUACUCACUUGAGAUUUUUGUUUCCGAUCCUACUAUAAUACUAUUCCAAGUAGGGUGGUAUCGACCUAUCUGGGCAGGUGGAUUGCCUAUACUGUCCUUUAUCAAAAAGGAGAGAUAAAGAUAGGGAGGAAGAUAUGGAAAAGGGAAGUACCCUGAAUCUCAUUGGGAAUUAAUGGGCUUGCUAUUUUCCCAGUACUAAACAUCCUUACAAGGCUUAGCUUUUUACUCUUAUAUAAAUGCAAUUAUGCAUGCUUUAGAAUGUCUUGCUCUACUUGAACUUAAGAAUGGAAAGCUACUUGUCUGUCUGAUAUUACCAAAUCUAUAAUAAAGGUUUCCAAGGGAAAAGUAGCUUCUACAGAAGACAAGAAUGAUGCUAAGGGUGUGAUUGGCUCUGAUACUGCCAAGGUUGAAGAUGAAGCAAAAGAAAAUGGCUCUGCUUCAGAGAACUUUAUGCAGAGACCGGAAGAGGAUGAGCAUAAAGGAAAUGAUGCUAUAUACUCAGUUGAAAAGUUAAAAGAAAAGGAUGUGAUGAGUCAAAAUACUACUCUUGGAGCAUUUGAUGCGCAAGUUGGUGGUGAUGUAAUUUCGGGCUGGAAGGUUGUUUUUCAUGAAGAGAGCAAUCAAUACUAUUAUUGGAAUGUUUCAACAGGAGAAACAUCAUGGGAAGUGCCCAGCGCUUUGAUUCCAACAUCUGAAUUGGGGAAUGAAGAGAAAGCUACUGAUGGUGUUGAUGUGGAGGGUUCCAUGCAGAGAACAUAUGAAUCUCAUACAAAUUUGAAUGUAAAACCGGGAGAUUCUAACCCUGGAGAGACAGGUGAUGACUCUAAUGAUAAUAAUGAAUGCAAGAUGGAAAUGUUCAAUGAUGGAUUUAAAUGCAAUGCUCAGCCAGAGAAAGGAGUGGAUGAUGAUGCCAAGCUGAGUGACACGAAGAAAAUGUCUGGGCAACUUGAUUCCCGUCAUGAUAUUUCUUCUCCUGUGGGUUGUUCUUCCAAGCUAUCAGGGGACAUUCUUUUGGCUCAUUUAAGUGAAUCAUGUGAAGAUGUUGAGAAGCACAGAGAUGUGGUGACUGCUGGAGAAUUUGAUAUUGAGGCUGACUUUUCGUCUCACCUUGUGGUAUAUUGCGAAUCUCUAUUAGAGAAAUUGAAGGUCAUGCAAGGGUCUGAAAAAAGUUUGCAAAAACAUGAUCAAAUAUCAAAGUAUGUGCUAGAAGUUGAUAUCAGACUCGCUGAUAUUAGAUCUUUAGCAUGUAAUGGAUUGUCCUUGCUUCCAUUCUGGGUGCACUCUGAAAAACAACUUAAACUACUAGAAGCAGCCAUAAAUGAAGUUUGUGAGCAGUCUAAUUCCUUACGUGGCCAUGACGUUGAGGCUUUACAUACUUCACAACAUGAGAUUACUGAUGACACCAAAGUGGAUGCAAAUGAAAAGAUUGCCAUCCACCAUUGUGCUGCUGAGUACACUGGAAGUCCAGGGACCAGGAAAGAUGCCCAUGUUGAACCUUACCAUGAUGGUGCUUCUACAAAUUCUGGGAGCAAUACAAUUGAAGAAGGUGAAGUAGUUGAACUUGCAGAGCAUGAAGAGUUUGCUCCUAAAACAGUGCUUCUUCCUGCAGAAGAAGUUGACAUGGAUGUGGAUAUGGAAGUUGAAGAUGUAGGACCUCCAUGUGGUUCAAAAGUUGGGGAUGCAUCAGUUGGCCAAUAUCAUCUUGUGCCAGAGAAGGAUAUGGUGCCAGCCCUAUCAGCAAAUGAGGGAUCUUCAUUGCCAGAGAACACAUCUAAUGUUCCACCACCUCCCCCUGAUGAAGAUUGGGUCCCUCCACCACCUCCUGAUGAUGAGCCUUUUCCUCCGCCACCACCUGAUGAGCCACCCGAAACAACAUAUUCUCAGCCUUCUGAUUUGCCAUCAGUACAACCUUUUCCUUACACUUUAUCAUAUCCAGUUUCUGGUUAUGAAUACUAUGGCCAAAUUAACAAUGUUCCUCCCAAUAGUAACUUGUACUCACAUGCUGAGGGUCAGAUAACUGUUUCACAUCAACAGCUGUAUUAUGAAGCAGUACCGAAUCUGUACAGUUCUGAUCCAAUGGCAGUUAAUGCUGUUAAUCCUGGUGCCUAUUAUGGUUUUCAAGGCGGAGCAGCACACCAUGUUCCUUUAGUGGCUGCAGAUUCAUCUGUGCUUCCUAGUGGAUCUAUUAAUGGAAAAGCUAUUUCUGGUCAAAUUGGAUCAUUUGGCACACUUACUGAAGUGAGCUCUGUUUUGCCAAUUCAAAACACACCCAAUGGUGGUGUUGAUGUUGGGAGUUCAGGGGUAUCUUUAGGUUUUCCUUCUCAAACAUCCUUGCAAGGCACAGACACUAUCUUGCCUCCAGAGAACACUUUGGUCGCAUCCACUUCUUCUGCUACUUCUACAGCAACAGCUUCUAAUGUUCCAUCUAAAGUUGCUCGUAAAAAGAAGGGCACUGUUGCUGUAGGCUCGACAUUAAGGUCAAAUAAAAAAGUCUCCAAUUUGGUUGACAAGUGGAAGGCUGCAAAAGAAGAGCUGCAUGCAGAAGAAGAAGAGGAACGUGCAAGUGCAUAUGAAAUAUUAGAGAAGAAACGUCAACGAGAAAUUGAGGAAUGGCGUGCACAGCAGAUAGCCAGUGGAGAGGCUAAAGAUAAUGCUAACUUUCAGCCACUGGGUGGUGAUUGGCGAGAGCGUGUAAAACGAAGAAGAGCUGAAAAGAUGAAAGAGACUGAAAAGAAGCCCACUGAUGGUACUGAAGAAAAUCAACAGCCUGAUCUUAAUGCGUUAUCAAUAGGUCUUCCAUCUGGAUGGCAGGCAUACUGGGAUGAGUCGUCGAAACAGGUGUAUUAUGGAAAUGCUGCAACAUCGGAAACAACCUGGACUAGACCAACAACUUGAGAAAUGUGUUGUCAUUUUUGGUUUUGGUUGAUGCAUUAUGUGUGUUCUUGUAUUGUAAAUAUCAGAUAAUGUUACAUUCAUGCAACUUCCAAGUUUGAUUUGAUUAUAACCUUUCUUUCAAGUCCCAACUUCAUCUACUCUCCUUUUUUCCAUUGCCUAAUUUUGAGUUAAUAAGGCUGAGUAGUGGUCA